GGGACAGCGGCACCGGGACAGAGGGAUAGGGCUGGGAACGGGAUCGGGACAAGCGGACUGAGAUAACGGGACCGGGAUCAGAACCGGGACAAGGGACGGGGCUGGAAGCGGGACGCCGGGACCAAAGACAGUGGGACUGGGAGAAGUGAACCGGAACAACGGGGAGGGACUGGGACCGAGACUGGAGCAGGAACAGCAGCACCGGGACAGCGGGAAGGGUCUGGGACAGCGUCCGGGACAACGGAACAGGACUGGGACGGGAACCGGGACAAAGAGACUGACACUGAGCUGAGAUAACGGGACGGGAACCAGGACAAGGAACGGGACUCGAACAGGGACGCCGGGACUAAGACAGCGGGACUGGGACAGUGGAACGGGAGUGGAACCAGGACAACGGGGCCGUGGCAACAGGACUGGGACCGGGAUAGAGGGACAGGACCGGGACUAAAACCAGGAUGAGGACAGCGGCACCAGGAAAAGCACAAAGGGACCGGGACAACGGGAUCGGGACAACAGGACGGGACCGGAGCCAGGGCAGCGGGACGGGACUUGGGCUGGAGCCGGGGCUGGGACAACGGGACCGGGACAACGAGACGGGAACAACGGCACCGGGACCAGCACCGGGGCCGCGCACCCCCAUGGCAGGAGCCGACGGGAGCCCCCCCGCGGGCCCGGACACCCCGGUGGCCCUGCCGGGCCGUGCCGCGGGUCCAUGCCUUCGGGAAGGGGGGGCAGGCGCUGCGCAGGGACCCCCGCGCCCCCCCCGCCAUGCGGGGCUGGCUGCGCAAGCAGGACAGCUCCGGGCUGCGUCUGUGGAAGCGGCGCUGGUUUGUGCUGGUCGAUCUCUGCCUCUACUACUACAGGGCAGCGAGCAGCGAGUGCGGGGCGGACUCCCCCUGCCCGGCUACGAGAUCCGCGUCCUGCCCCCCGCACCCCGCGCCCCGCACGCCCCCCAAUUCCUCUUCACGGUCAGCAUCGCCCCCUGGAGCCCCACAGCCCUAUGGGGCAGGGGGCGGGGAGCAUACAGAGGGUCCGGAUCCCUCCACCAUGGGCACCCCCGUCCCCAGGCCGAGCACCCCGGGAUGCGGACGUACUGCCUGGGGGCCGAGACCCCCGAGGAGCUGAAUGCCUGGGUCUGCGCCCUGCGCCGGGGGGCAUCGCCCCUGCCCCGCUCCCCACAGGAGCCCCGGGGUGCGGGACCCCCGUCCCCCCCGUUACCCGCUCGGUGCCCCCCCCUGCACCCUCCUUGCUGCACGUCCGGCCCUCCGCUGCCCCCCAGCAAGGAGGAGGCCCCGGCCCAGGGUGGGCGCUGCGGGACCCACAGCACCGCGCACGGGGGGUCCCGGACCGGCUGCGGGGCGCCCGAACCCGCGGGAACCGCUGACCACGCCCCCCGGCCACGCCCCGAGCUGACCACGCCUCCAAUGGGGAGGAGCCAGCGGGAGCCGCGCGGGCGGGACGCAACGGAGCACGACACCUUUGUCAAUCAGACGCCGGCUUCUCCAAUGGACUUCUCUGAUUGGCUGCUGCCCUUCCAAGGCACCGCCUGUCCGCCAGCAGCAGCCAAUGAGGCGUCGCGGAGGGCGCAGGAGGGGAUGAGUGGGCGGGGCUCUCAGCGAGAAGGUGUGGCCGGGAGAGGGGCUCGGCGGCCAAUCAGAAUCACCCUUCUGCAAGCCAGCUUCUGAGGGAGGGGCGGGGGCGCCACGCCCCUGGUGG
Messenger RNA from Melopsittacus undulatus (budgerigar), 1716 nucleotides. Its product is annotated as pleckstrin homology domain-containing family A member 4-like. Lineage: Eukaryota; Metazoa; Chordata; Aves; Psittaciformes; Psittaculidae. Bases 456 to 1685 code for a protein of 409 amino acids. The transcript is spliced from 7 exons. The record is from RefSeq and is a predicted model, not a curated record.